AUGGAAGACGAUGAUAUGGAAUAUUUGGAGGCCGCAGGUUCGGAUGAUGAUUAUGGCCUAGAAUACACGGACGAAGACGACGAAGGGGUGGCGGCUGGGGCAGAUAUGGAAAACCAAUACUAUACAGCGAAGGCUUUGAAAGAAGACGAUCAAGAAACUGCAUUGAAAGCAUUCCAGGCAAUCGUAGCGAAAGAGACCGAACCAACCGAGUGGGGAUUCAAAGCACUUAAGCAACAGACCAAGCUUCUCUUCUUAGUUUUACGACGCCCACAUGAAGCUCUUCGGACAUAUACCAAACUCCUCACAUACACGAAAUCUGUAGUGACGCGGAAUUAUUCUGAGAAGAGUAUCAACGGUAUUCUCGAUUAUGUUGGAGACGGGGGGAAGAAAGGUAAAGGCCGUAAAGUGGCGGCUGUGGCGGCGAAUCAGGAUGUCGAUGUCGAGGUACUCCAGAAAUUCUACGAAGUCACCAAAGCGAGCUUGGAAGACACGAAAAAUGAUCGUUUAUCGUUGAAGACCAACUUAAAGCUUGCAAAACUGUGGCUGGACAGGAAAGAAUUCGGUCGACUGAAUGCACUGAUAAGGGAGCUUCACCAAUCCGUCGAGGGCGGCGCCAGCGGUGAUACAGGGGACCAAUCAAGAGGGACGCUGCUACUUGAAAUCUACGCCCUUGAGAUACAAAUGUACAAUGAAAUGCGGAAUUACAAAAAGCUUAAGGAAAUAUACAAUGCCACCUUGGAGGUCCGAUCCGCCAUACCACACCCACGAAUCAUGGGCGUAAUAAGGGAAUGUGGAGGGAAAAUGUGGAUGGGUGAAAAACAGUGGGCUCGGGCAUCAACCGACUUCUUCGAAUCAUUCCGCAAUUAUGACGAGUCGGGAUCCCCUCAGAGAAUCCAAGUACUGAAGUACCUUGUACUUGCAAAUAUGUUGAUGGGGAGUGAUAUCAACCCAUUUGACAGCCAGGAAACAAAGCCAUACAAGAAUGAUCCGGAGAUAACAGCGAUGACGGACCUUGUUGGGGCGUACCAGCGCCGAGAAGUCCACGAAGCCGAGAAGAUACUGCGAGACAACAAGGCUACUAUCAUGGAUGAUCCAUUCAUACGAUUUUACAUAGGGGAUCUGCUCCGCACACUGAGGACUCAGUACUUGAUUGAUCUUAUCCGACCGUAUACUCGGCUCGAAUUAUCCUUCUUAGCAAAACAACUAAAUGUCGACAAGGAAGAGGUAGAAGAUCUUCUCAUUGGACUUAUCUUGGAGGGCAAAGUGAAAGGUCGAAUCGAUCAAGUGGGGGCAAGGCUUCAGUUAGACUCAAGCCGAACGCUCGAAAAGAGACGGUACGCUGCUCUUGAAAAAUGGACUGAGGGACUCGAGAAAGUGCAUGGUAGCAUUGUUGGGCGAUUUAUGGGUUCAGGUGGAACGGUAUCGGAUACUCGUGCCUUCUCAGAGUUUGCGUAG
Molecule: messenger RNA, 1455 nt
Organism: Cantharellus anzutake
Lineage: Eukaryota; Fungi; Basidiomycota; Agaricomycetes; Cantharellales; Hydnaceae
Product: PCI domain-containing protein
Exons: 12
Coding region: 1-1455 (484 amino acids)
Biological process (GO): protein deneddylation
Cellular component (GO): COP9 signalosome
Source: RefSeq, a predicted model, not a curated record